Messenger RNA from Acipenser ruthenus (sterlet), 5681 nucleotides. RefSeq names its product monocyte to macrophage differentiation factor 2-like. Gene Ontology annotation, molecular function: pore-forming activity. The transcript is spliced from 7 exons. The coding region runs from base 700 to 1407 and encodes 235 amino acids. Lineage: Eukaryota; Metazoa; Chordata; Actinopteri; Acipenseriformes; Acipenseridae. The record is from RefSeq and is a predicted model, not a curated record. Gene Ontology annotation, cellular component: membrane.
AGGGUAUUGUGGGCAUUGUGAAGAACUAACACAGCUCCUUCUGGUUUUCUUAAUAAGUCACCCUUUCAAAUACCGAGAAGACUCGACCCAACCAGUUCUGAUCAAGAGCUAUCCACGCACAAAGCGGAUGGUUUUGCAAACGGAUCUGAUACAAGCAAAUCGUACACAGCGUUAACUAGAUUUUUUUUAAUUGAAUUAUUGUGCACCCGUUUUGACUUACCAAACAACCAGGCUAGAACAACAGAGGGCUGCUAAUGAAUGUAUCCGAGGUUGUGUAAUACUCAGACACACACAGUACAGUGGGCAGCUGGUAUUGCAUGCGUCUGCUGCGUGUGAUUCGGUACACAAAGCGAAUACAACAGCGUGUUUCUACCUCAUUCACAUUUCCCAACUACUAUUUAAAUAAUUUCAGUGUUUCACAUUUUAUAGGAAUACGAUAUUAUCAGGUAGUGAUCAGAUUUUCGGACGAUUGUUCACUUUUAUUAUUUAAAAAAAGAAGAAAGGGCUUUAUGAUUUGAUCUCCGACUAUUGAUUCCAGCUUUAUUUAGGCACUCUCUGUUAUCAGCCAACCCGGCAGACAGUACAGGCAGAGACCGAGGGAGACUAGUGGGGCGAAAGCCGAAAGGAAAGCAUAGCUGAACAUCAGUUCUCUGAAAACGUCCACCGAAAUACAUCUUACAUUUUUAUUGCUCGUCCUAAAUGCAUCUGGCAAGAUUCAUGAACACCCGAGUUCCUGCCAAUAAGAGAUACCAGCCAACGGACUAUGAGCAUGCGGCAAACUGCGCGACCCACGCGCUCUGGAUAAUUCCCAGCAUCCUUGGCAGCUCCAUCUUAUACUUCCUGUCUGAUGACCAAUGGGAGACGAUCUCCGCGUGGAUCUAUGGUUUGGGAUUAUGUGGUCUUUUCAUUGUCUCGACCGUGUUUCACACAAUCUCCUGGAAGAAAAGCCACCUCAGAGGGGUGGAGCACUGCUUCCACAUGUGCGACAGGAUGGUGAUCUACUUCUUUAUAGCUGCAUCUUACGCCCCCUGGCUGAAUCUACGGGAGCUGGGACCCUGGGCUUCGCACAUGCGCUGGAUCAUCUGGAUAAUGGCUUGUGUAGGAACAGCUUAUGUUUUUUUCUUCCACGAACGGUACAAGAUCGUAGAGUUAAUAUGCUACGUGGUCAUGGGUGUCUUUCCUGCCCUUGUAAUACUCUCUAUGGCGGAGAGAGACGGCUUGUUUGAGCUGGUCCUAGGGGGCAUGUUCUAUUGCCUGGGUACGGUGUUUUUCAAGAGUGACGGCCGCAUCCCCUUCGCCCACGCCAUCUGGCACCUCUUCGUGGCGACUGGAGCCGGGAUCCAUUACUACGCCAUCUGGAAGUACCUGUACACACCGGCCAGCGGUGAAGUGAAGACCUUGAGAUAGCAGCAGUAUGACUUCGUGGCACACAGGGAUUGUCAUACCCUCCGCGUGUUGAGCGAGGUUCCUUUCCAUUCAGAUCUCAUCACAGUGUUUUUAAAGAUUUUUCUAUCGGACAACGACUUUCCUAACUGGGUUCCCUGCAAAAAAUAAAUCAAUACACUGCACACAGGUGUCUGUUCAUUAGACACACGCGUUACCUCUUCUAAACUGAACUGAGCUCCGUAAAUCUUGAUUCCAGUCUGGUACACAGAUAGCUUGUAAGGGUUCUUAAGCUUAUUGGUAGUGGACUCCCCCUUGUGGCAGUCAUAGGUAUCACUGCUCUCCUCAAGUGCUAGGAGUACAACCACAAGAAGCCUUUUUAAAUGUUGAACUCCACUCUGGAUGAAUGCUUGGUCUGAACUCAAAGUACAUGAAGCUAAUGUUGGCUAUGGGAACAAACAAAAGCAGACAAAAAAGGAAUACUGUCUGCAAGAGUGGGUGAUAUUCACCGGGACUUAUUCAGAGUAUAUAUUGUUGUUUUUUUUCUAAUUUGACCCUGUAUACAAUGUAUAGCUGUGUGCUCAAUAAGAAAGUAUAUGUUAUCCUUUCCUUAUGCCCAGUUUAAUAUGGACCAGUAUGUCAGACACCUUCAAGUUUAUUCUGGUAAUUAAAAUCUACCAAAACUAUAGGGUACGUUUUUUAUCCGUGAGAAAUAUAUUUCAGUUUUUAUAGUAUUUCUUGUCAAACAGGUAAAACCAGUCGCGAAGAGUUUCGUUUUCCUGUUUUGACUAGCUUGAUGGGUUUCGUAUGGAUGGUGUCAAUGAAAAACAUAACCUUUUCUCCAUGCUAACUGAAAGAAGUUUCAAUUCUGUGUCCCUGCACCUUUGGAGAAGGGUUGAUGUGUCUGAGAAUAAAAGAACAUAUCUUUGUACUGUAAACAACAAACAUGGUGCUGCUCCAGAGACACUGACGUGUUCUUGUGUUAAAAGAUAGUGUUUUUGUAUCAGAAGGCAGGUACAGUAUGGUUAUCUCUUUUCUGUUAGUAUUCAGUUACGUUUGCAGUAACUGCUGACAAUAAUGCAAUUGGCUAUUCUCUGAACGUUUUGCACUUGGUUAUAAAAUCUCCAAAAAUGGGAGAUCCCCUUAUAAAAGCUUACCACAGUAUUUUUACACAGUACUUUUUUGCAGUUUUACAAUGCAUCUCCAAUGGUUUUUACUGUGCAUUUACCAUAAUUAACCCUGGGUUGCCAGGUUUAUUAAUAUGCUUUACCAUAGCUGGCUGGUCUUUACAAUGCUUGCCUAUGCUUUACCAUGCUUUCAAUAUGUUUUAUUUACUCUUUGCAAUAGGCGCGUUAAGUAAGUGAGCCGCUCAGAGUGAGAACGCUCAGAAAGCACACUGAGAAGAUUUAAAUGAUUUAACGCUCUGCUCCACGAGAGCGCUGAGCGACUUUUAAAAACGGCGAAUAAUAAUUAUUUGCUUGUUUGUGUUUCUGAGGUGAUGGAAGAUAAAAUGGCCCCGUGUGAAAUUACUGUCCCCUGCUGUACCUCGCUGAGUUCGGCGCUCUGCUUGGACUGAACCUCAUAUCUGACUGUGUUUAAUACCGACAAUAACGACGUUAAUAAUGAAAAUUAUGAAUAAUAUUAAUACUACAAGCCUAAUAAUAAUACAUUAAUAACUAUAAAACAGCUCUACAUUAAAAAAAAAAAGAAAUUAAAUGAUACAAAUUCAAAACCAACAAUUUUUACCAUCUUAUUUAGCCAAUUUAAUACAUAACUUCAUAAAUCGAAACCAGUUCAUCGUUCUUGACAAACGUAUUUGUCAAUCCUGCCUGUGAUCUCCACUUGUUUCCUGCAGGUGGCCAUUCUGUCCGCUCACUCUGAUCCCUGAUGAAAAAUGCUCGGGAGCGGAACUCAUCGAGUCGUUAAGUUGAUUCUUUUACUGAGCCGCUCUGAGCCGCUCACUUACUUAACGCACCCAAUGCCUUUACUGUUGUAAACUUUUACAAGGGCAGACGGGGCAGUGUAAGAGAAGUCAAAUCCUAGAAAAACUUGAAUCCAUUCCAAACCUUUCUAGGUCAUCGGAAUAUUAAAAGUACACCUGUACCGUGCUGCUCAUAUGUGGUGUCACUUGACCCAGUUGCUAUAGAACUAGGUUACAGUAUUAACAUAUGUUGCCAAAUCCUGUGCACAAGGUGGCUUGUUUGUCAGCAGCUGGAACUGAUGUGUGUGUGUGUGUGUGUGUGUCUGUGUCUCUGUUACUGUUUUCAUUAAAAAAAAAAUUGUCAUUUCACCCCGAGAGUAUUACAGUGAUUUAAACCACUGACACAAAGCAACAACAACGAAAGAAAACGAACCGAACUGAAGAUUUAACAUUUAGUUACAGCAUGGCCUUUGCCAGCAGUUCUUCUUAAAACCAGACUUGCCUCUGAGGGAAUGAAGCGUUUCCUUUCACAGUUCAGGAUUGCACUCUGUUACUCACUGCUACAAAUGACAGACAGGUCUUAUUGGAACAGGGCUAUUUGUUUUUUGGCUGGUAAACAAGAGCGUGGGACAUAGGUGUGUUGUACCGAUAUGUACUUUUGUUACAAACUGUGCCUUAUAUGAAAUCAUAUGAACGUUGCCCCCCUUUUUUACAUGUAUGUAGGUUUGUUUUGUUUGAAGCUUAUAUCACAUGUACAUGUGCUUCUUAUAUGUGAGAGACACACAGUGGGUCUAUUCCAGGCAGGCUUGCUCACCCCUGAUGUUGUACACGCUCUUCAUUUUUGUUCUUUUUUACAUGCUACGUGUUAAUAUCAUAUUUGAUAAACGUCUGUAUGUUUUACAGAAACAAUCAUUUGAUCAAAUGGCUUCUUUUCAUUUUCAGAUGGGGGCGUUUAUUGAUUUUGCACAAUUGUGGGCAUUGUGGGUUGUAUUGUAAAUUACCCUUUUCAAUGCAAAUGCAUUCCACACAUGUCCCAUUGCUGUGUAUUAUUCUAAUAGUUUUAAAUAAAUAAUAAGCCUUUAUAUCACUAGCCUCAGUUCUUAUAUUGACAUUUUCAAUUCCAGAUCCUAUGUGUGAUCCAUCCUAAUUGUAACCAUUCACUCUGCAGUUCUUUCUGAGUUCUGAAGUAAAUGGACAUUAACUGUCCAUGCCAUGAUAUACAGGUACUAUGGCACAGAACCUUGACCCCUCUGAUCACCUGAUUUCAAUCAUUGGCAUAAAACCUUGGAGGAUAAACCUGGCUUUCAGGCAAGGCAAUCUCAGUGUAUGCACAUCAACGUGACCAAUGCUGAAAACAGUACUGGAAUUUCAUGCACCACAAUGGGAAAUGAAUACUAAUACAUAGCCCUCCAUGGGAUGUUCCUCUGAUGUAGAGUUGCUUCUUUCACUCAUAGUAUUAUACGUUGAGCAAUCUGUUUUAAAGUUCUAACCAAAUACUGUAUAAUUUUUAGCACUUGUAUACCUAUAAAUUAAGAAUUGUCUUAAAAAACAGGGGCUUGGUAGAAUCAGGAGCUCUAGUGACUUUGUAUCAGCAGUGAAAUUACCAGAUCACAGUAGGUUAUUGAUCCAUUUAUAAAACAUCUAAUUACGUCUAAUUAGAUGUUUUUUUCAGGUUGUUCACAAGGAAUAAUAACUGUUUAGUACAAUAAAAUCUGAAAGACAAUGUCAUGUUAUUAAAGUAAUUAUAAGAUUUCUUAUAAAUGCCUUGGUUCCACGUCCUUAUAACUCUGCUAAUGUGUGUUAUUAUUAAUAACUGCAUCCUUUAUAACACAGUCGUGGAUGCAUUAGUGGUAGUUUAUAACCAAUCCUUAAAGACAAGUCUUACCAGUUUUGCAUUAUAAGCACCGUCGCAUCCUGAAUACCUUCUUCAUAUAGUCACACUGCCUAUAACUUUUUGAAUGGUUUUCUUUUUCUACACAUAACAUGUUUGUAUGUGGAUGGAGUUUAUAAAAUGUAUUUGUCUGUAUUCUCAUGUCAUGUGGAUCAAACCGCUGUCAUAACUCCUGGCUGCUGUUGUCUUUUACUUGAACGUCAAACUGUAGAGGUUUGUGAAUAUUUUCCCCAUGGUUUUAAAGACAAUGAUUGUAUUGUCUGGGUUUUUUUUUCUUCCUUUUUGUGAUGCCUGUAUUUUAUGUUUAAUAAUAACUUUUUUGUAGUAAUGAUCAUUUCUUGUGGGUUCUUUUCUGUUUAUAUGCAGUAUGUGCUAUUACCUCAGUAGAAGUUUACUCGCACAGCAGAAUCACAGUUUCUGAGAUACAGCACUGCCCCUAAUUGUGCUACCAUUGUAUUGCCAUUGCCCUGCUUUCAGUGCAUCUCU